CUUAAUUCUCUCAGUGAAAUUUGUCCCAUUUUGAACGCAAGAGCAGCUACGAAGAGAAAGGCGACAGGAUGUUCUCCAAACUGCAGAAAUUUCAGUCCAGUUUAACAAUUGGAAAACGACUGUACCAUAAAAUUUCUCGCGAAGCUUUCGAGGCGCCGGAUUUGAAAGAGACGGUGACGAGCAGUUUUGGCUCAUUUAUCUCAGGAGUGGAUGUUGAUCAUCUCUCGCAGACGGUUUUACAGAGGAGCAAACGCAUGAUCCUGGACAACAUUGGAGUCGGAAUCCUGGGCAGUACCAGCCCAGUGUUUGAUAUUUGCCUCAAUUACUGCCAGCAAAUGUACGCUCAAGACCCAGUCAGCUCAGUGUACGGACGCAAGGAUCUUAGACUUUCUCCGACUCUGGCAGCUUUCGCCAAUGGGGUCGCGGCGCAUUCAAUGGAUUUCGAUGAUACCUGGCACCCUGCCACACACCCGUCUGGUGCUGUACUUCCCGCCCUCCUGGCUGCCGUUCAAAUGUUACCUACAAACUCCAAACCCACUGGACUCGACUUUCUCUUGGCCUUUAAUGUGGGCGUUGAAAUUCAGGGCAGGCUAAUGCACUUCUCUCAAGAGGCGAGCAACAUCCCUAAGAGAUUUCACCCUCCCAGUGUGGUUGGGACAAUGGGCAGUGCUGCAGCGAUAGCCAAAUUCCUUUCACUUAAUGCCAAUCAAUGUGUUAAUGCCCUAGCUAUUGCAGCUUCACUCUCAGGGGCACCAAUGGCCAAUGCAGCCACUCAGGCAAAACCCAUCCAUAUUGGCAAUGCCACCCGACUGGGCUUUGAGGCAGCACUUCUUGCUUCUAAAGGAAUGGAGGGAAAUGUGAAAAUUCUAGACAAGACUCUUGGCUGCUUUGGAUUUUCUGCCUUUUAUGGUGACUAUGAACCUCAGAAGAUUGCUCCACUUGAACAGACACGAUUUCUGCUUGAGGACCAAGAUAUUGCAUUCAAGCGCUUCCCUGCUCAUUUGGGUAUGCACUGGAUAGUAGAUGCUGCUCUCUCAGUUAGGCAAUUGGCAACGGAAAAUGAUGGUGCCUUUUCACCCUCUAUGAUUGACAGAAUAAUUCUGCGUGUCCCUGUUUCCCGUUACAUCAACAGACCAUUCCCAGAAACAGAACAUGAGGCUCGCCAUUCCUUCCAGUUUAAUGCCUGCUCUGCAUUGUUGGAUGGUGAAGUGAACAUUGAAUCAUUCAGAGAAAGUAAACUCCAGCGAGAUAAUCUCAAUGAGUUACUUGACAAAGUGGAGCUUCAACAUCCUGAAGAUAAUGUGGCCAGUUUUGAGAAGAUGUACGGAGAAGUAGUUCUCAUUCUGAGGAACAGAGAUGUGCUCAGGGGAAAAUGUGACACAUUCUAUGGACACUGGAGAAACCCACUGUCCAGAGAAUCACUACUUGACAAAUUCGAAAGUAAUGCUUCUUAUGUAUUGGGACAGGACAAAAUAGAAGCUAUCAUCAACACAGUUGAGAAUCUUGAAGGAGUGAGGGAUAGUUCCACAUUAACCUCUUACUUGCAGUGAAAAUUUUCAAGUUCCUUGUGAACUCAUGUUUAAAUGUGAUUUAACAAAUUGA
Messenger RNA from Chiloscyllium plagiosum (whitespotted bambooshark), 1602 nucleotides. RefSeq names its product immunoresponsive gene 1, like (gene irg1l). Gene Ontology annotation, molecular function: aconitate decarboxylase activity. Gene Ontology annotation, cellular component: mitochondrion. Gene Ontology annotation, biological process: defense response. The record is from RefSeq and is a predicted model, not a curated record. Lineage: Eukaryota; Metazoa; Chordata; Chondrichthyes; Orectolobiformes; Hemiscylliidae.